GCGAUCGAGAAAAGCAGAGAAAAGUGUUGACAGUUUUCCGAAAAAUAUUUUUUUUUAAAUGGAUGAAAAUUCGGAAUUAGUCGAUGAUCCGGAACCGACGAGUUCUAGUGAGCCCGAUGAUCUCGGGGCUAUCGAACAGAGAAUGAUUGCACUUGCAAAAACAAAACCAAAGGGUAUAUCUGAUAAGGAUAUAUCAAUGGAAAUGCCUGAUUUGGAACCUCUGCAGAAGGCCCAAAUAGUGAACAAGCUUUUGUCCCGAGGAUACAUCGAUUUGUUCAAGCAAGGAGGAUCGUUGCUUUAUCGAUUGAAAGAUCCUAACAAAGGAAAAGCUGUAAAAGGAGCAGACAACGAGGAAAAAAUAGUUUAUUCGAUAAUAGAGGAUGCCGGCAGCAAGGGAAUAUGGAUACGAGAUAUUCGCUUCAAGUCCAAUCUCAUGCUGACCCAGUUGAAUAAAAUAUUAAAAAAUUUAGAGACAAAAAAACUUAUCAAAGCUGUGAAAUCUGUAGCAGCAAGCAAAAAGAAAGUUUACAUGCUUUACAACCUUGAGCCAGACAGAACUAUCACUGGUGGUGCUUGGUAUCAGGAUCAGGACUUUGAAGCUGAAUUUGUUGAUGUUCUCAAUCAACAAUGCUUCAGAUUUCUUGAUCAAAAACGAGAAGAUAAUAAAGACUGUAGACUUGGCCCGAUCGAUGCAAGAAAUUCCACUUUUGCAUCUUCUAAAGAAGUUUGGAAAUUUAUUUCUGACCUUGGCAUUAGUAAGGUGAAAUUAUCAGUGGAAGACCUUGAAAUGAUUUUGAAUACCCUUGUUUAUGAUGGUAAAGUUGAAAGAAUACUUUCGUCAGAUGGAAAUAAUUUAUACAGAGCUAUACAACCAAUGUUGAGUCCACCAGGGCUCAUAAAAACUCCCUGUGGAGUUUGCCCGGUAAAAAUCGUUUUUUUAAAUCUGUUUCGAAGAGGCAUAUCAGCCUCUCCUAUUACAUACGAGUCGGAGAAAGUAUCUCACCUCAAGAAACCGACGUGUAUCUACUUUUCGGUUAUCAACUCUUCAGUCAUGCAUCUGAUCGGUGAGGAAAAACUGCUGCGACGUUGGAGACGUUUCGCCAAUUAAAUGCCAAUACAUCACGGAAUGUGAACCGGCAUACGAAUACACAAAUGAAAAUUGAUCCAAAAUUCCAUGAAAAUUCCCGCUCAUUUUCCGAAUCGCAAAAAUGAAUUGAGCCAACUCCCGCCAAAUCGAAAAUUUUCUUACAAUUCGUCGAGCCAUUGACGUUUACCAACUUCAUCAGAGGAUUUCCAAAAUGUCGCUUGCCACCUGUCACAAGAAACGCAAGAAGCCCACACUGACAGAUUGUGAAAUGUCAUGAAUUAAUUGGAAUGGCCACAAAUUUCGAUUUUAAUAAAUUAAAGAUUAUCAUA
Venturia canescens is the source of this 1416-nucleotide messenger RNA. It is a transcript of the gene Polr3F, whose product is annotated as RNA polymerase III subunit F. The transcript is spliced from 6 exons. Gene Ontology annotation, biological process: transcription by RNA polymerase III. Bases 59 to 1108 code for a protein of 349 amino acids. Gene Ontology annotation, cellular component: RNA polymerase III complex. The record is from RefSeq and is a predicted model, not a curated record. NCBI's taxonomy places the organism in Eukaryota, Metazoa, Arthropoda, Insecta, Hymenoptera, Ichneumonidae.